Messenger RNA from Priapulus caudatus, 1816 nucleotides. RefSeq names its product probable 28S rRNA (cytosine-C(5))-methyltransferase. The record is from RefSeq and is a predicted model, not a curated record. The transcript has 9 exons. Gene Ontology annotation, biological process: rRNA base methylation. NCBI's taxonomy places the organism in Eukaryota, Metazoa, Priapulida, Priapulimorpha, Priapulimorphida, Priapulidae. Gene Ontology annotation, molecular function: methyltransferase activity. Gene Ontology annotation, cellular component: nucleolus. The coding region runs from base 98 to 1687 and encodes 529 amino acids.
CGCGGCCCUGUAGCAGUUGUUGACAAUUUUCAACGUAGAAGCGUACCACCAGUCGUAUGCUUUCUAAAUUCUAUACUACUUUGCAAUAUUUUGCAAAAUGUAUCUUUAUCUCGAAGCGGCAAAAGUUAUUGACCGCGUAACUAAGAAAAGUGGUUCUGUAAAAUCACUUGUCUUAGGAGGAACGUUUACGAACAAGAAGAAGCUGUAUGCAUUGGUUUGUGAGACUUUGAAGUAUACACCGAUUAUUAAUGACAUUGUCGAAUCAGAAGGGCUGUUGAAGAAGGAAAAGAGUCUACAUGGUUUCCUUGUGUUACCAUUGGUUUAUGAUUUGCUGUUUGGUAAAGGUUUAGCAUCCGGUAAUAAAACCAAGGAUGCAGUUCUUCGACACAAGGUAGCCCUGAAAGCAAGAUUGGCACGGUUGAUGAUAAAGGCAAAGGUAGUGAGGACAGAAGACUUGCUCACUGAUCAUCUGAAGCCUGAAGUGACACUACCAAGAUAUAUCAGAAUCAACACUCUGAUUUCAACAACCACUGCAGUUAUUCAACUUUUUCAAAAUGAUGACUAUGAUAUGCUGCAAUACAGCAAGGACAUCUCAUUUAAAGAAUUUGUGGAUCUAGUUGCAGAGUUGAAGGAAAAGCAGUUUGUAGAAGAUGCACACAUACCUGAGUUGCUGGUGUUUGCACCUGGUACUGAUCUACAUAAUCAUCCACUCUACAAGAAUGGAAGCAUAAUCUUUCAGGACAAGGCGAGUUGUCUUCCAGCCCUCUUGCUUAAACCACCACCUGGCAGCAUUGUGAUUGAUGCUUGUGCUGCCCCUGGCAACAAGACAACACAUCUUGCCACUAUCAUGGAAAACGAUGGCACAAUCUAUGGGAUAGACAGGGAUUCCAGUAGGCUAAGCACAAUGAAGGUGCUUAUAACACGUGCUGGGGCUUCAUGUAUAACAUUACUAAAUAAAGAUUUUUUAAAGAUUAUGCCAACAAGUCAACGGUUCUCAGGAGUUGAGUACAUACUGUUGGAUCCCUCUUGCUCUGGAUCAGGUAUUGCCAAUAGACUGGAUCAUCUGACAGAUUCUGAUAAACCUUCUCCUGAACGUCUAACGAAGCUUUCAUCUUUUCAGUUGCAGGCACUGAAACAUGCCCUAUCAUUUCCCAAGCUAAAGCGACUUGUCUACUCUACCUGCUCCAUCUAUGAUCAAGAAAAUGAGUUAGUUGUACAGGCAGCACUGAAGGAGUAUGCGGGAAGGUUUCGAUUAGCAUCCGUGCUACAUGAGUGGAAGUGUAGAGGGAAGAACCUGUUCAGCGAUGCUGAAAACUGCCUGAGAGCUUCGCCAAAAGAAACUGCAACGAAUGGAUUCUUUGUAGCAGUGUUUGACGCAGUGUGUUCGGUUGAUGCCCCUGAUUUUCAAGCUGUAACGUCUCAAGCUAAGCCAGUAGUGGAUGAUGUUGGCCAACAAGGAAGAGGAAAAAAGAGGAAAUCAAAAGAGAAGCGCAAAAACUCACAAAAUCUAGUGCACGUAGGUAGUAUAUUCACAGACUUGAAGGCCAACUCAGUAAUGAAAAAGUUAAAAGUGACAGUGCAAACUAGUGUGAACAAAAAUAUUAAAUAUAAACCUGAGGUUCAAUAUAGCCAACAGAAGAAAAAGAAGAAAAGGAAACAGAGAAAAAAGAACAUUGUCAAACUGUGAAAAUGUUAUUUUGUUACAGUGCAGAUGGAUUCACUAAAUGUGAAAUUAAAAUAACUGCAGGUAUGCUCAGUGUUAAUAAGUAUAGAUUAUAUGGUGAAAAUUAUACUAGUCAAUAAACUAGAGUAAGGU